AAAAAAAAAAAACUACCGAAAACUAUCCGUUAGCUGAUCCCAGUACCGUCAACAACACCUCUUCUCGGGGGGGGGGGAAACACACGAGGAAAGACUUUUGCUGCUCCAGAAAGCGUCUGUUUCGAGCACCGGCAACUUAGGUAGUUCAGUUUAAAGAAAGGCAGCUGCUCAAACACUCGGAGAAUGGCAGACUCGGCGGCGGCCAACAGUGAUGGGGAGGACGGACCCCGCCAGCCCAUGCGUGGCUUCGCGCGCCAGGGAGCUCUCCGGCAGAAGAACGUCCACGAGGUGAAGGACCACAAAUUCAUCGCGCGCUUCUUCAAGCAGCCCACCUUCUGCAGCCACUGCACCGACUUCAUCUGGGGUUUUGGCAAGCAAGGAUUUCAGUGUCAAGUGUGUUGUUUCGUGGUCCACAAACGUUGCCAUGAGUUUGUCACUUUCUCCUGUCCGGGUGCUGAUAAAGGGCCUGCGUCAGAUGACCCGAGGGCAAAGCACAAGUUUAAGAUACACACCUACUCCAGCCCCACCUUCUGUGACCACUGUGGCUCUCUACUCUAUGGUCUCAUACACCAGGGCAUGAGAUGUGACCACUGUAUGAUGAACAUCCAUAAGCGAUGUGUGGCCAAUGUGCCGAGCCUGUGUGGCACAGACCACACUGAGAGGAGAGGUCGCAUCCAGAUCUCAGCUGAGGUUAAGACCAAUGUUCUCACUGUUACCAUCAAAGAGGCCAGGAAUCUGGUUCCUAUGGACCCCAAUGGUCUGUCAGACCCUUAUGUGAAGCUUAAACUGAUCCCAGAUCCCCGCAGCGAGAGUAAACAGAAGACCAAGACCAUAAAGUGCUGCCUCAACCCCACCUGGAAUGAGACCUUUAAAUUCCACCUGAAAGAAUAUGAUAAGGACCGCCGCCUGUCAGUGGAGGUGUGGGACUGGGACCUGACCAGCCGCAAUGACUUCAUGGGAUCACUGUCCUUUGGCAUCUCAGAGCUCCAGAAACAAGGGGUGGAUGGAUGGUUUAAGCUGCUCUCCCAGGAAGAAGGCGAGUACUUCAAUGUUCCUGUCGCUCCAGAGGGGGAGGAGGGCAACGAGGAGCUGCGGCAGAAAUUUGAGAGGGCUAAAAUUGGUCCUGGGAAGAACACAGAAGGAAAGUCAGCCAAUGCUGCAUCCCGGUUUGACUCCAAUGGCAACCAAGACCGCAUGAAGUUGUCUGAUUUUAACUUUCUCAUGGUGCUGGGCAAGGGCAGCUUUGGCAAGGUGAUGCUGGCGGAGCGUAAAGGAACCGAGGAACUGUACGCUGUGAAGAUCCUGAAGAAGGACGUUGUGAUCCAAGAUGACGACGUAGAGUGCACCAUGGUGGAGAAGAGAGUGUUAGCGUUAGCUGGAAAGCCCCCAUUCUUAACACAGCUGCACUCUACCUUUCAGACUAUGGACCGUUUGUAUUUUGUCAUGGAGUACAUAAAUGGCGGAGAUCUCAUGUAUCAGAUACAACAGGUCGGCAAGUUCAAAGAGCCUCACGCCGUAUUCUACGCUGCAGAGAUAGCGAUUGGUCUGUUUUUCCUUCAUCAAAAGGGCAUCAUCUACAGAGACCUGAAGCUGGACAAUGUAAUGCUGGACUGUGAGGGCCACAUUAAAAUCGCAGACUUUGGCAUGUGUAAAGAGAAUAUGAAUGAUGGAAUCACAACCAAGACCUUCUGUGGCACACCUGACUACAUUGCUCCUGAGAUUAUAGCCUACCAGCCUUAUGGAAAAUCUGUGGACUGGUGGGCUUUUGGCGUCUUGCUCUAUGAGAUGUUGGCUGGACAGCCUCCGUUUGAUGGAGAGGAUGAAGAUGAGUUAUUUCAGUCAAUCAUGGAGCACCACGUCUCCUAUCCCAAGUCACUGUCCAAGGAGGCUGUCGCUAUCUGUAAAGGGCUGAUGACGAAGCAUCCAGCCAAACGCCUGGGCUGUGGUCCAGAGGGGGAGAGAGACAUCAGAGAACACAGCUUCUUCCGCUACAUGGACUGGGAGAAACUGGAGAACAAGGAGGUGCAACCACCCUUCAAACCGAGAGCUUGUGGACGGGAUGCCGAAAACUUUGACCGUUUUUUCACACGCCACCCGCCGGUGCUGACCCCUCCCGAUGAGGAAGUGAUUCAGAAUCUGGACCAAGACGAGUUCCAGGGAUUCUCCUUUAUCAACCCAGAGUUCGCAGGAAAUGCUGCUGCCACCACUGCCGCCGAGCAGGCUUGAUUACAGCUCAUGCAUGGACACAUGGACACACAUGCAAACAUACAUAAGCGUCUCUCCAGUAUCAAUCCCUAUCUACCCGGGAAUACACUCAUACACACACAAAUGUGUCAUCUUAAAUUUAUCCUGGAAAUUAUUUCUGGUGCCAGUGUCAUUAAACUGACAUACAAAGUAAGCUUUAAAAAUAACAACACAUAUUUGUUGUUCACACUGUUGCAGCUUGGAUAAGGUGUUGGCCCCUUCUUGAAAUUUAAAAGCUUGAUUUCAUGUGCUGUUGCACAAUUUAAUUAAUGAUUUAAUUGACAGCUUUGGAUAAAUGCAUUUAAAGAAAUUUUGUCAUGCUUAAAUGUAAUCAAAUCAUGGCUUUAACUUAGCACAAUGCAGCAUACAAUAUGCAAUUAGCUUUUUCUUAGCACUGAGAGCUUUAUUACUAUAUAUCAAUCAGCCACAAUAUUAAAACUACCUAGCUUAUAUUCCCUAGAUCCCUCAUACCAUAAAACAGCUCUGAUUUGUUGCAGCUUGGGUUCCACAAGAGUUCUUGAGAUGUCCUGUGAUAUCAGGCAUCUAGAUGUUAGCAGCAGAUCCUGUAAGUUUCAAAGUGGGGCCUCUGUGGAUCAGACUUAGAUUGAGAGCUGGACAAUUUAAUUUUAAGUUAACAACUUGACUUGAUCACCCUGACACAUUAUUCUGCAAAGACAAAUACCACUGUAAACAAGGAAUACCACUGCCAUGACGAGGUGUGCAUGGUAUGCAAUAAGUAUAAUAAGUGUUAUUAUAUUCAUUUCUGCUGUCAGUGGGUUAAACGUUGCGGAUGAUCAAUGUAAACCAGUAUAGAACAAUACCAUGCAUGAUACAGUACAUAACAUUUGUGGGUAAAA
This is a messenger RNA of Archocentrus centrarchus (flier cichlid), 3101 nucleotides long. It is a transcript of the gene prkcbb, whose product is annotated as protein kinase C, beta b. Gene Ontology annotation, biological process: protein phosphorylation. The transcript is spliced from 17 exons. Gene Ontology annotation, molecular function: ATP binding; zinc ion binding; diacylglycerol-dependent serine/threonine kinase activity. The record is from RefSeq and is a predicted model, not a curated record. The coding region runs from base 184 to 2226 and encodes 680 amino acids. NCBI's taxonomy places the organism in Eukaryota, Metazoa, Chordata, Actinopteri, Cichliformes, Cichlidae.